AUGUACGCAGGCAACGCGGCGCGCAUCUACGAUCCGCAGCCGGACUUGCUGGAGCGCGGCCCGCCCAAGCGCGUCUUGCGUGAGGAGCAGCAUAUCGGUGAGAUGGUGGCGUCCUCUAAGAAGCGCGUGACGUGGCGUUUCACGUUGGGCGAGUCGGACCGUACGCACGAGGUGGUGCUGAUCCACUCCAUUAUGAGCUACAAGAAGAUAGUCCAAUACGACGGUCGCCAGAUGCACUUCUCGUCGACUGCGACUUUAGGAGAUUGGAGCUUCUCCAUGAUCCUAGACGGACUUAACGUGGUUAUGGAAGUCCGCAUUAACGACAUGGAGUCGGUCGACGUCCCGAAAUAUGACUUUGUCAUUGACCGAAUACCGUUCCGUCGCUGGGAUGUCUAUCGUCGCAAGAAACACGCUACCACUACGUCCACUUAUGCGCAACCGAAUGCUCCUACUGGAAAUGCCUAUGGAACGCACCGCUGGGGGCCUAAUGGAGCUAUUCCACCAUCGCAGAAUGAGUCUCAACCCUAUCGUGGCUCGUUUUCUAGUGGCAAUCGAGGCCCUUUCACGGGUAAUUCUCCACCGUCAGACCGCACGCAGAGCCUCGGCCACCAGGGACCUCGUUCGCGAACGUCGUCGGAGCACAGUACCGGUAGUAAUGGACGCACUCGCAGCUUUUCAGGACAGCAGAACCGACAACAAGGCUUUAGCGGUGCAAAGCAGAAUAGUGGGCAGCGUUCUUCCUUGCAAGCGCAGAGCGCUCCAUUUGCUUCGACCACGACCGCUACGAACUCUCACCGGCAACCACCUCCGGCUCCAGCGGCGUCUAAGAAGCAGCCUGAAAUCAACCUCAUAGACGACUUUGGUCCCAACGUGAGUGUCUCGGCGCAGUCGCUGAUCUUCGAUCCUCUGGUCAGUGUGAGUACCGUGUCACUUAAAACGCAUGCAUCGUUUGUGAUGAUUGAUCUCAUGUUUUGA
Messenger RNA from Phytophthora infestans T30-4, 975 nucleotides. RefSeq lists its product as uncharacterized. Lineage: Eukaryota; Oomycota; Peronosporomycetes; Peronosporales; Peronosporaceae. The transcript is spliced from 5 exons. The record is from RefSeq and is a predicted model, not a curated record. Bases 1 to 975 code for a protein of 324 amino acids.